Nanorana parkeri is the source of this 1294-nucleotide messenger RNA. RefSeq names its product lysocardiolipin acyltransferase 1 (gene LCLAT1). Gene Ontology annotation, molecular function: acyltransferase activity. NCBI's taxonomy places the organism in Eukaryota, Metazoa, Chordata, Amphibia, Anura, Dicroglossidae. Gene Ontology annotation, cellular component: endomembrane system. The record is from RefSeq and is a predicted model, not a curated record. The coding region runs from base 117 to 1244 and encodes 375 amino acids. The transcript has 6 exons.
CUGAGCUGGGAGGUGGACCGCGAGGAGAGCAGUUGGCUGAUUAACCCUUUCCUGAGGCUGGUAGGGGCGGAGCUCCAUGGGGCUGAGGAGGGGGGCCCGGCCACACCGGCAGAGCCAUGGUGUCAUGGAGGGGAAUUUACUUUGUAUGCUCUCUGUUCCUGGGAAGCUUCUUUGGCAGCAUCUUCAUGCUGGGCCCGUUCCUGCCUUUGAUGUUGGUGUCGCCCAGCUGGUACCGAUGGAUAACAGACCGAAUCGUAGCUACAUGGCUGACGUUACCUGUGGCUUUGUUGGAGCUGGUCUUCCGCGCUAAAGUGGUCAUCACUGGGGAUGGAUUCAUCCCCGGAGAACGCAGCGUCAUCAUCAUGAACCAUCGCACCCGGCUGGACUGGAUGUUCCUGUGGAACUGUUUACUGAGAUACAGCUACCUCAGGCUGGAAAAAAUUUGCCUCAAAUCCAGCCUCAAAACCGUCCCAGGAUUCGGUUGGGCUAUGCAGGUCGCCUCUUUCAUUUUCAUCCGCAGGAAGUGGGAGGAGGAUAAAAGCCAUUUUGAAGCCAUGCUCGAUUAUUUUUGCGACAUUAAAGAACCUCUCCAAAUUCUCUUCUUUCCGGAGGGAACCGACCUGACAGCCAAUACCAAGUCCCGCAGCCACGAGUUUGCUGAGAAGAACUCGCUUGAGAAGUAUGAAUACGUCCUCCACCCAAGAACCACAGGGUUCACCUUCAUCGUGGAUCGUCUGAGGGAAGGCAACAACCUUGAUGCCAUCCAUGAUAUCACCGUGGCCUACCCUCGCAACAUUCCUCAGACAGAGAAACACAUUCUCAGUGGCGAUUUUCCGCGGGAAAUCCAUUUUCACGUUCGCAGAUACCCCAUCGAUAGCCUGCCGGUUUCCAAAGAGGAGCUUCAGCGUUGGUGCCAAGAGCGCUGGGAGGAGAAGGAGAACCGGCUGCGUGCCUUCUACGAAGGAGAGAGAUACUUUGACGUGACCGGACGGAGCAAAAUUCCGCCGUGCAAAACAGAAUUCCGGGUUCAUUUAAUAAAGUUUGCGUCUCUGCUCUACUGGACCGCCUUUACUGUGGCAUCCUGCUGCUGCCUCUUCAUGUACAGCUUCGUACGAUGGUAUGCACUAAUCAUGGUUGUCUUCUAUGUCCUCCAGGAGAAGAUAUUUGGGGGACUUGAGCUGAUCGAGCUGGCAUGCCACCGAUACCACGUCAAGAGGCAAAGUUCAGCGAGCAAAAGGGCAUAAUGCAGGGUUUGAGUCUUUAAGGGGCUCUCUUGUUUUUUCAUAAACUUACC